Patella vulgata (common limpet) is the source of this 3909-nucleotide messenger RNA. Its product is annotated as octopamine receptor. The record is from RefSeq and is a predicted model, not a curated record. The transcript has 2 exons. Gene Ontology annotation, cellular component: membrane. Bases 289 to 1584 code for a protein of 431 amino acids. Gene Ontology annotation, biological process: neuropeptide signaling pathway. Gene Ontology annotation, molecular function: neuropeptide receptor activity. Lineage: Eukaryota; Metazoa; Mollusca; Gastropoda; Patellidae.
AUUUGUUCUAUGACAUCUGUAUGGUUAUUACAGAAAUUGAUUAUUUAAAAGUUGGCAAAGAAUUUUAUUCAUCAAAUAUUUUUCAUCAUAACUAUUAUCAUUUGAGGUUAACAAUUAUUCAGGACGACCGUUUAAGAUCAAGCAUCAAAUAAUAUCAAAGUGAAGUGAAGACAGGGUUGUACAGGAAAUAUUCUUUACAACGUUAAAAACGAUUCUGUGAUAAUUCUAUAAUCAAAUGACAUUCAGAAAUUACUCUCAAGUCAGCUGUGCAAAGUGAACUUUCUUAAAAUGGGAGACUACGGCAACUUAACGGAUUAUGAACCAAUUGGUCUGGAUCUGGAAGCUCUUUAUGCACAUAUGCGAAACUAUCCAAACGUUAUUAUCCUAACUGUUGCAUUGGGAAUUUUAUUUCUCAUAGGAACAAUUGGUAAUAUAUUGGUGGUGGUUGUGUUCGCGAGAAGUUUUGUAAAACAUAACUCAACAUAUUUAAUUCUAACUUUGGCUGUGGUGGAUUUGUUGAUAAAUUUGAUUAAUAUUCCUGGUGUUUUAUUGAGAGAAUGGUAUAUACCAUUUCGUAUUGAUAUUGUUUGUAAGCUAUGGGAAAUGUUUCAAAUGGCCACUAUUCCUAUAUCUGCCUUAAUCCUUGUAGCCAUUGCUUUUGAUCGCUACUUUCUGAUAUGUAAGGCAUUUGAAGGUCCCAUUUCCACGUUUUGGUCUCGCUUGUUUGUUGUGGCUGCUAUUGUUAUUGGUUUCAUACUAGGAAUACCGCCUAUGUUGGCUGUUGGUGUUUACAACUAUGAAUACCAUGGCUUGUGUCAACCAAACUUUUUAAUAAUUGAUAAACAAACAUUAGAUAAUUAUUGGAAAUUUCUAACAUCAUUAUUUGUGUUGAUCAUAAUCAUCCUGACCACGCUAUACGUUUUCAUUUUCCUUAAAGUUUACAAACAGAGCAAGAAAUGGAACGGUGUUCGCAAGAACAAAAUUAUUCCUAAUCAAAAAAAGAAUAAACAAGACAAAUCUUGUACAGAAGAGAUCCGAGAUCCCUUGGGAAAUGUAGUUGGUCACAAGCACCCAAGAAUUAAAUUCCACAGAUUUGAGAGGUUCCAACGCUUUUUUGGUUGUCAUGAUGGAGAUGAAAGCAAACUAUUUGAGAACAAAAAUAAUGUCUUUUUAGUAAAUGUGACACCCAUACGGAACCAAGAGACAACCAUUACAGAGAAUCAAGAUCGAGAAUACACAGCAAUCGAACAACUGACACCAGAAUCGUGCAGCAAGAAUAAAAAUGUUAAGACGAUUAAAAAAGCAGCCAAAAAGGUCAAAAACAAAACAGGUGCCGAAUAUCAGGAAAAGAACCAUCGUCAGAAGAAAGCCCACAUUAAAACAGCUAAAGUUUUGUGCAUUGUAACAAUUAUCUACAUCGUUAGUUAUCUACCGACGUUUGUUAUCACACAUAGCCCUAUACACAACAAUAUAUUUCUCUUUUAUUUCUAUUUCAUUCACAGCGCCUCCAAUCCUGUUAUCUAUUCCUUCAUGAAUAAACAAUUCAGAAAUGAGAUUAAAAAACUAUUCAAAAUAACCAAAUAAUGCGGAUGUGAUCUUCACCAAAAAUGGAUUAUUUUGACACUGGUGUAGUUUAAAGUAUUGGAUUUCUGACUUUACUGACAUAUAUUGAUAAUAUAUAGUUUUAAAAGUUUCAGUGAUAUUUAACAAUGUGCAUAUUCUAUUUUCUUCCUACGACUUCAGAUUUAAAUACUAACACUUUUUCCAAGUAACUAGAUCUCUGUGGAUUAUCUUAUCUUAUUCAUUUUCACAAAAAAUCAUUGGGUUUGUUCCCUUAUGAUCUCCUAAGAUUUACAUAACUUAAUCAUUUUUUGAACAGAAAUGUCAAAAUCCCAUGUGAUAAGUUAGUAAUUGAUAUCAAUACUAACUCCAUAGAGACGAGAGAUUAAUGUUCAAAAUUCAAAGUCACUUCAAGUGUAUAUAUAUGGCAUCAUCGAGAUGGUCUUUGUCAAGGUAAGAAAAGACAAGUUGGUCGGAAAACAUAAAUUCUCAUCCAUGAUAGAUGAGAAUCAAAUUAUAAAUGACAAUAUGGGUUAUUUUUAUGAAUUAGGACCUGAGUUUCCAACCUCUGGCUUGCAACUCCGACUGGGGUCACAGAGCACUGGGGUCAUGAUGGACUACUCUGAAACUUUUGAAAAAGUGUUAUGUUUUCAAGAAAAGCAUAUAUAAAUCUUUGAUCUAUACACCUCUUGCCAGAUUGCCAGUCGUCUUUCCUCUCUCAUGCUCACGAUUUGUUUCCUCAGUCUAUCAUAACAACAUUUUGAUCUGUAAAUAAUGAUGAUGUUUCAUAGUAAAAGGUGACUGUUCUUUGAGGGGUCGCGAUCAGAUGAUGGUUUCUGAAAUGGGGUCACAACCAGCAAAAGUUUUGAAACCACAGAAUUAGUAGAAUAAUUUGUGUAUUUUAGACCUACGGCCAAAAUAUAUUAAUUUAUACCCCUUUAGGGUCUUAAUGUACAGUCACUGGUGUCCUGAAAACAGUUCUUAAAAUGUCUUUUUAACAAUUGUGCUUUAGAUCACAAAGUCUAUGAUUGAGUGAAAUGUUGUGGUUUCUGUCCCAGGCCUGUAAAUUGAAUGUGGUUAUCCUCCCACUGAUAAAGACUCUGGCACAUAAGUCAAUUAUCGAUUUACCAUACACGUUAAGUUUGAAAAUAACAUAAUCUCUCAAUCUCUCUUGUAAAGCUUUGUAAAUCAUAAACAAAAAUUUAAAACAAAGAAAUGUCAGAACACAUGCAAUAUAUUUCUUUUAAGCUAAGCUGUGAAGGCCUUGAUAUGAUCACAUUGUCUGAUCUAAAGCAUAAAAGAACCUUUUAAAAAUGUUUCGAAAUUAAAUUUUACUUUCCCUGAAAAUUUAAUACGAGAAAGUGUUAAAAUCUUUUAGCUACAUAAAAUCCAUGCCUUAAGCAAGUAAUAACAAAUAAAUAAGGUGUACAAUAAGAUGGAAGGAAUUGGAUUGUGCAGAAUACAACUUAUUUACUUCCCAUUUCAAAUACAGUCAGUUACAAUUUUGUGAUAGAGUGUGACACAAUAAAUUAUAUUAAGAAUCUUGUUAAAAAAGCGUUGUAUAUAUAUGUAUAUAUAUUACUAUCUUUUCUUCGAUAAGGAAUUAUGUUCCUAGCACAAAUUGUUAUUUAUUGCCAAAGAAAUUAUUUAAAAAUGAAAAUCUAUUAGGAUCUUGUAAAAAAGGAUUGUAUAUUACUACCUUUCUUUUUGAUAAGGAAUUAUGUUCCUAGCAAAGAUUGUUAUUCAUUGCAAAAUAAAUUAUUUGAAAAUCAAAAUCUUCUAUAAAUAGACUCAUAAAAUAGAUUAAACUAUUAAUUGUAUAAUUUUAUUACACAUUAUUGUAUAAUGCAGUACCAAUUUUAAGGUAUUAUUAUUAUUAUUGUAUAUAAACUUAUAAUGUAUAUUGUUGUAGAAGUCAGCUGUCUGUUUCUAUAUUAAAUUCUAUUGAUUGACAAAGUAUUCUGUGAUAUAUCUUCUAUUAAUAUUAAGAACAUCUUUCAUGGAAUUAAUCCAUUAAUUUCUUUUUUGUACCAAAUCAAUUUGUCCUAGUAAAAUGACAAAUUUUAAAUUGACAUAUUUCAUAUUGCAUAUCAUCGUUUUUUUUUCUUUAUAAAUUACCUUAGUUUCAUCCUUACAAAAGACUUGUACAUAGAGGUUCUAUUGUUAUUGUUGUAAAUAGAGGUUCUAUUGUUAUUGUUGUAAAUAGAGGUUCUAUUGUUAUUGUUGUAAAUAGAUCCAUUGUUAUUGUUGUGGAUGUCAGAUGUGUCUGUGUCUAUAUAAAUUCUACUAUUUAAUCAAAUAUUCUGUGAUAUAUAUCUUCUAUUAAUAUUAAAAACAUGUUUCAUGGAA